This is a messenger RNA of Miscanthus lutarioriparius, 771 nucleotides long. Lineage: Eukaryota; Viridiplantae; Streptophyta; Magnoliopsida; Poales; Poaceae. The record is from the annotation of a GenBank genome assembly.
AUGCUUGGAGGCCGUCCCCUCUUCGUGCUCUUCGGCUCCUCCAUCGUGCAGUACAGCUUCAGCAACGGCGGAUGGGGCGCCGCGCUUGCCGACAUCUACGCCCGCAAGGCUGAUAUCCUGCUAAGAGGAUAUAUCGGCUGGAACACAAGGCGGGCUGUUCAAGUGAUGGACAAAGUGUUCCCUAAGGAUUCAGCAGUGCAGCCGUCUUUGGUAAUAGUUUACUUUGGUGGAAACGACUCCAUUGCUGCUCAUUCUUCUGGACUCGGGUCUCAUGUGCCGCUAGAUGAGUACAUAGGGAACAUGAGAAAGAUUGCAGAACACCUAAAGAGCCUCUCUGAGAAGACACGAGUCAUUUUCCUGAGCUGCCCACCUCUGAACGAGGAGAUGCUUCGAAACUCAACCAGCAGUACUAUACUGAGUGAGAUCGUCCGGACUAACGAAACCUGCCGUCUGUACUCUGACGCCUGCGUAGCUCUGUGCAAGGAGAUGAACCUGAAGGUGGUUGAUCUCUGGCAUGCCAUGCAGAAGAGGGAGGACUGGAUGACUGCAUGCUUCACGGAUGGGCUGCAUCUGUCUGAAGAAGGGAGCAACAUUGUGGUGGAAGAGAUCCUGAAGGUGUUGAAAGCGGCAGAGUGGGAACCAUGCCUGCACUGGAAGGCGAUGCCAACGGAGUUUGCUGAGGACUCCCCCUUCGAUCUUGUCUCCUCCAGCGGUGACGCCACCGUGAACCCGUCGGAGUGGACAAUCCACAGGAAAAUACCAUGGGACUGA